UUUGAGUCAUUAAAAGCUUAAGGCUCCAAUAAGUAAUAUAUCAUAAUAUCAUUAAGUGUAACAUUAAAAGUUUUACACAACCGUGUAAAUUUAUUAGUGAAUUAAAAUAAAAGUGUUUAUAUAUUUAAAAGUAUAGCAACAAAAAUAUUUAAUUCCGCAAGUGCUGAAAAUAAACGAAUUUUAACUCUAAAAUCGGAUUUAUUUAUAAAUAAAAAUGCCGCCAAAUACAGGCAAUGAUCUGACGUUUUCUAAUGAACAUGACUUAGAAAACGAUGUAACGACGAAAAAUAUAAAAAUAAACGGUAGACCAAAAAAGUGGUAUGAAUUUGAAACAGAAGUGAUUUGGAAAAACUCAAUAUUUAUGAUCGGACUUCAUUUGAUAUGUUUAUAUUACACGAUCACUUUUCCUUAUUUAGAACAGAAAUUUUUGUCAGUAUGGGCGUUUAUCAUGCUUCAUCUAACGGGAAUAGGAGUUACGGCUGGUGUACAUCGUCUAUGGACUCAUCGUGCAUAUAAAGCCAAAACACCACUUAGAAUUAUUCUCGCUACUUUAUAUUACUCAGCUGGACAAAACAAAAUUUUCAGCUGGGUCAGAGACCACAGAGUUCAUCAUAAAUACACAGACACACUUGCAGACCCUCAUGAUACUAAUCGCGGUUUUUGGUUCAGUCAUGUCGGCUGGUUGAUGGUAAAAAAACGUCCUGAAGUUCGUCAACGUGGAAAAGGAAUCGACAUGAGUGACAUUCUCAAUGAUCCGGUCGUUCAGUUUUUCGACAGCAACUUUGUUGUACUCAACACACUACUCACUUUCGUGAUCCCAGUCUUGAUACCUGUUUAUGUCUUCAAUCAAAGCUUGAAAUGGACAAUCAUAUCUCAAGUAUUCAUGCGUUAUCCAUGGGUUUUAAACAUCACUUGGUCGGUCAAUAGUUUCGCUCACAUGUUUGGAUAUCACAGCUACGACAAAAAUAUCUUACCUGCUGAAAAUCUAUUGGUCGGCUGGGCGGCUGGAGGUGAAGGCUGGCAUAAUUAUCACCACGUCUUCCCCUGGGAUUACAAAGCAGCUGAAUUCCGUAACUUUAUGCUUAACGUUACUACGUCAUGGAUCGAUAUGUUCGCUCAAAUUGGAUGGGCUUACGAUUUAAGACAGGCGAGUCCUGAUCACAUAAAAAAAGUUAUUGCCAGAACAGGUGAUGGGUCACAUCAUCCUUACUUAAGUUAAAAAAAAUGCUUUCUUUACAAAUAUGUUGGUUUUAUAAAUUAAAAUAGUAAAAUUUAAAAUGUGAAUAUAAUGAUGCAUCAGCACUUUGAAAUAGUUCUGGCGCUUAAUAAUUUAUUCAAUCAAAAUGUUUUAAUUUCAUGUCUGAUAUAAAAUAUUCAACAUAUAUUUAAAUAUAAGAUGAGUGUAUUAUAAUA
Messenger RNA from Microplitis demolitor, 1413 nucleotides. Its product is annotated as acyl-CoA Delta-9 desaturase. Gene Ontology annotation, biological process: unsaturated fatty acid biosynthetic process. The record is from RefSeq and is a predicted model, not a curated record. Gene Ontology annotation, molecular function: stearoyl-CoA 9-desaturase activity; iron ion binding. NCBI's taxonomy places the organism in Eukaryota, Metazoa, Arthropoda, Insecta, Hymenoptera, Braconidae. The transcript is spliced from 5 exons. Bases 215 to 1219 code for a protein of 334 amino acids. Gene Ontology annotation, cellular component: endoplasmic reticulum membrane.